Messenger RNA from Symbiodinium sp. CCMP2456, 1053 nucleotides. NCBI's taxonomy places the organism in Eukaryota, Dinophyceae, Suessiales, Symbiodiniaceae. The record is from the annotation of a GenBank genome assembly.
AUGACGCGGCUACUGCCUAAUGCUCUUGCUGACGAGGAGUUCCUUUCCUGCAAGUGUGGCUUUACGUGUGGAACUCCGAAAGCCUUGGAGAAGCACCAGCAACGCGGCUGCUCUGCCUCGGAGGUGAAGCAAGGCCGAUGCCUGGGCCGAAGUCAAACCACAGCCUUCACACCCAGUGCGGGGCGAUGGUCGCAACCGAUGGUUCGGAAGGAGCUCUCGGACAGCUUGCACAAGCGGCCUGGGGCCGAACUUGGCAACUUGCUAAGUUCGGAUUGCGGCCAGGCUAUGCCUUUGUUUGAGAGGCCAAAGCUGCAGCAUUCACGGUCUGACGCUGUAAGUUCUCAAACCCUCAGUCGGAGAGAAGAAGGACGCUCAGCUGAUGUGGAUGAUUCGCACCUAACCUGCGGAUGUGGCUUUACCUGCGGGACGCCUUCUGCCAUGGACCGCCAUCAGAGGAGGUGCAGCUUGGAUGUGCGAUCCGCUCCUGCUAGUCCGGCUGCUGUGGACAAGGCGUUCGAUGUCCAGCUGAGAAGGAGGUUUGGCAGUGAACUACAAGCUCCAGUUGUGGACAAGGCAGCGUGCUCCCACAAUCUGGAGGAGGCAGAAGGCAAGACCGGGAGCUCUCUGAGGUUUCUUCUCGUGCGCCACGGGGAGAGUGCCAACCGGGGCAGCGCAAGCAAAUGCCCCGAUCCUGCGCUGUCUACUAAAGGCCAGCGGCAAGCGGAGGCAUUGGCUGACCGUUUGGUUGGCGAGAUGCAGAAGGUUGCGGCUGCUGGUGACCUGCAAAUCUGGUGUAGCCCCAUGCUGCGAUGCUUGCAGACAAUCAAGCCGACGAUGGACGUGUUGGACUUGCCGAAAAGCAAAUGCAUUUGCCAUGGUGCUUGCUACGAGCACGGCUGUGCAGGACUCUCUUUUGAGGGCACGCCAGCUGCGAUCAUUGAAGAGCAGUUUCCGAAUUUCCGGUUUACGGGCUUCAAUUCCCGGAGCCUCUGGGACUACAGUGGUAGCAAUGACAAGGAGACGUCGGAGGAGUGUGCCCGAGCUGUUCAGAAG